This is a messenger RNA of Seriola dumerili (greater amberjack), 869 nucleotides long. It is a transcript of the gene sdf2l1, whose product is annotated as stromal cell-derived factor 2-like protein 1. NCBI's taxonomy places the organism in Eukaryota, Metazoa, Chordata, Actinopteri, Carangiformes, Carangidae. The record is from RefSeq and is a predicted model, not a curated record. The coding region runs from base 68 to 721 and encodes 217 amino acids. The transcript is spliced from 3 exons.
AGGCAGCAGUAACGUUUGAAAGUGUACUGUAUUUGUGUUGUACCGGUCAUGAGAACAGAGAGAUAAAAUGGAGGUAGCUGCUGUGCUCCAUAUGUUUGUCAGGUCGCUGCUGUUUCUGCUGCUGUGGUCAAACUGUGAAGGGAGAGAGUCGGAGCUCAACUACGUGACGUGCGGCUCGCUGGUCAAGCUGCUCAACACCAGACACAACGUCCGCCUGCACUCCCACGAUGUCAAAUACGGCUCAGGCAGUGGACAGCAGUCUGUAACUGGAGUGGAAAACGCAGACGAUGCCAACAGUUACUGGCAGAUCCGUGGAAAGCCCAACCGUCCAUGUCAGCGCGGAGCAUCCAUCAAAUGUGGUCAGGCCAUCCGCAUCACACACAUGAAGACUGGCCGAAACCUCCACACACACCACUUCAGCUCACCCCUGUCUAACAACCAGGAGGUCAGCGCCUUCGGAGAGAACGGCGAGGGUGAUGACCUGGACGUGUGGACAGUGCAGUGUGACGGCGUCCACUGGGAGCGCGACGAAACCGUGCGCUUCAAACACGUGGGCACGGACGUCUUCCUGAGCGUGACGGGCGAACAGUACGGCCACCCCAUCCGCGGCCAGCGGGAGGUGCACGGCAUGAGCUCCUCCAACCAGCACAACUGGUGGCGCGCCAUGGAGGGCGUCUUCAUUCAGCCCAGCCAGGAGCUGCUGCGCCAUGAUGAGCUCUGACAUCAUCACCAGGGCUCGUUCCUGCACAUUUGAAGCACUCAGGGUGUCCGGAGAAGGGAGAUAUAUAUAUACACACACACAUACACGUAUAUCUGUGUGUAUGUGUGUGUGUGUUACAGAUGUUAAUAAUAAACCGUUUAACCGUUAA